UUCAUUCCCAUAAAUUAAAAUCGAAAGCGUGGCGUAGCUGUUUAGUUUCGCUGAUCGCCUCCGGCGGCCGCCCGAACCCCGUGCAGUGGCUGGUGAUGGUGCUGAAAUUACUGCUGAUCACGACCGGCAACGGCAGGAAGAUGACCGAAAUGCAGCAGCGUGCCAGUAUCGAGUUCGAGCGCCAGCGGCACCUGGCCAACUGGCUGAUCGAGUCGAGCCCGCACAUGCCGACCCCGACGCCGGCCCAGCAGAAGCAACUCCAGCAGCAACUGGUGGCGGCGGCGGCGGCGACGACGGGCGGUGGAAAAAAGACGGCGACCGGCGGCGGCGGCGGAAAGUUCAAGCAGAGUCCGAUGUAUCUGCUGGCCAAGAUCGGCCACAACCUGCAGGCGGUCGGCGGUGGACUCGGUGGUGGUGGUGGUGGAGGUGUUGGGACGGCCGGGACGGGUGCCAACGGUGCUGGCCAGCCACCGAACUCACUGGCCGCCGCCUCGUCCACCUUCAACUCGCAGACCAACCUGCCGCUACAGAUCCUGGCUCCGGGUGGUGGAGGUCGCGACGGUAGCAAACCGAAGUUGCGGCGCUUCAACUCACACGACACCAGCGCCAACAUGUUCUCGGUGGCGGAGUUUGAAAACGCGCGGCUGGCGCGGAGGAAUGAGCUCGAGAACGCGGCCCUACUACGCCAGCGGCAGCGCUACAAGCUCAACUCCUUGUCGUCCGGCGGAGCAGGUGGUGGUGGUGACUGCUCCACCGGUGAAAGCAAGGGCUCGAAGCUGUCGAACGAGUCGGUGACCACCACCGAGCCACUGAUUGCGGAACAGUUCUUGGAGCGGUUCUCGUUGCCACGUGUCAUCCGCCUUUCGUACACGUCUUCACCGACGGCGGCAGCGGCGGCGGUGGCGGCGGCGGCGACGUCGGGCAACGGGGACCACACGAUGACGUCUUCCAGCUCGGCCGAAUCGAGCAGCACGGCGGAACGACCGGCCAGCGGGGCCGGCGGGUUGAAGAAGUCGAAGAAAUCGAAAGGUGGCCUCGGAACGACCACGACAACGACGGCUGGCGCCAGCGGCGGCGACCUGUUCCUGCUCUACCGGUACAUGAAGGGCUACAAGAGCUACCACGUGUUCAACACGAAGGCCUCCACCAACCGGAAGAAGGGCUACAAGAUCCCGCAGGACUUCCCAGGGUACUUCUCGUUCAUCAACGAGAAGGGCGCGGCGUCCGCCACCGUCUACACGACGAUCGUCCAGCUGGUCCGGGAUCAGGUGUACAAGUUUCUUUCGCUGGAAAAUCUGGCCGCCUAUACCGAAUCGCACGCCGACAACUUUAGCCACAAGGCGCACUACGUGAAGGCGACGGCUAAGGCGGGCCAGGUCUACCGUUUGCUCGCCGUGUUUCAGGACGGUGACCACAAGACGGCGUCCGCUAGUCACAAGGAUACCACCUCGUCGCUCACGAGCGAGCGACACAUCGGGGGUCGCGAGAAGGAGCGAGGAAAGUACGCCCAGCUACUGGACGACAAUCGACAGAUCUACUACGUCUCACUAUCGGCCAAAGGGAAGUUCUAUGAAAUCGAGCAGCAUAGUGCGCCCGUCCUGCAGAAGCCGGGUUGUGGUGGUGCGGGUUUCGGCCAUCACCAUCACCAGCAGCAGAAUGGCGGCGGUACGAACAAUACCCACAACAGCAACAACAACCCUCUGCAAAACCGGAAACGGGAGCUCAGCCGGGACUGUGUGCAUCGGAUCGGGUUCAUCAUGCAAUCGGACGUUAGUCUGCCGCUGAAUCUGCGGCUCAUCUCGCCCCAAAAUGGGCUGCCCUCGACCGUACCAGAGUACGUGACGAUCGCGAAGUGCAGCGAAGAAAACUUCCUCAUCGCCUGUCCGCUGGACGAGCAGCAGCUGACCUCGACGCUGACGCUCACCAAGCUGCACCUGGCCCCGCAGAUGAAGUUCGCCAAGUGCACGAUGGGCUUCGAGAGCGAGCAGCACAUGCUGCUCAACCCGAACGUGCAGACGGUGCUCAAGUUCUGCCAGUUCAACUGCGACAACUUUCUGCGCAUCGUCGACCACGAAACGAACGCCAUCGAGCUGCAGCAGAUGGUGGCGGUGGCGGCCCAGCAACAGCAGCACCGCGACCGGGAGCCCGUUUCGCCCAGUGCCACGCUGACCACCACGACGGGUCCGAGCUCGCUCGGAUCCAACACGAGCGGUGGCGGCGGUGGUCCUGGCAAGGAACUGUCGUCGAAGGGUAGCGAUGUCCUGCGAGCGUUCGGCCGGCUGUUUGGCGGUGGUUCCGGUGGCGGUGGCGAUCGCAACGGAUCCGGCCACGAGAAGGAAGAUUCCAUCAUAUUUUUAAGUAAAAAUGAUCUGGAAAGUCUCGAGUGCGGUGCUCGGACCCGGGGUGACCACCACGAAGACCACCAACAAAACCACCACUACCAGCACCACCACCACCACCAUCAUCACAGUUUGGACGACCGCUCGUUCGAUGGAUCAUCCCGGCAGGAGUUGGCCCACCAACCGCACUCACUGCCGGCCGGUGGAUUCAGCGAGAAGAUGAAGGUGUUCACCGCGAAGGGCGGUGCCGGAAGCAAGGCAAAGUCCUCUAGCCGUUGGUUCAAGGGUCUGGGAGGCGGCGGGAAAGCGACCAGCGGAGGCAGCGGUGGCCACCAUCACGGUCGGCCGAUCUCGCCGACGACGACGGUCGACGACGAGUGGGACAAACGGACGAGCCUCGAUCGGUACAAGGACAUGUCGAAGCUGAUCCAGGAACGAUUCGGCACGCUCGGUCUGUCCGGCGUCACCUCCCAGCGGGCCACCAGCUCGUCGGACAUCCUGCUCGGAGGGGGAGGAGGCACGGAGGACGAGCUGGUCAGCCUCAAUCCGGCACCGGGUUGCGGGAGUGCGGAAAAGAUCCUCAGCAGCGGGUACGAGUCCGACAGCACGUCUUGCCCCGGUGGCGGCACGGUCGGUAUGCAGAAGUCCCGUUCGCUGCAGCACAUUGGCCAGCGAGACGGAAUGGCCUCGGCCGGUGGCGGUAAAAACCGCCCGGACUUGGUGACCAACAUUUCGGGCUCGGUGGAGGGUGGCGGUGGCGACGAUGACGAUGACGAUCGGUUGUCCGAGCUCGACGGGGACACGUUGUUCUUCCCGCUGCGCACCGCCGCCCACCAGCAGUCCUUCAUGACGCAGAAGCUGUACAGUGAGUUCCACGUCAAGACGAAACAGUACAGCAAGUCGUCCUCCAGCAUCCAGCAGCUCCUGCAUCUGGCCAGUGGCAGUGGAGCACUGGCCCACGGGAAGGCGGGCAAACAGCGCGGCGCACCAGUGGCCAGUGGGAAGAACCGGAGCACCUCCAACGAGGUGAUCCUCUCGUUCGAGGACCUUCGCUACAUGAACCGCGAGGAAGAGGAGCCAAGUGCCGGCAAACGAGGCGGAUGGUCGAGCGAACAGGAAGCGGCAGCGGCCCAUCGGCGACUGAAGUCGGUUUCGCUGCGAGUACAGCAGGAGGCGGAGGACGAGAACCGGAAAAGGAACAGCGCGCAGGUGCUGGAGGACGAUCUACCGUACAGCAGUGUGCGUGACUCGAUCGUGCUCCACGAACCGGAUGUGACGACGGUGCCGGCGGAGAGUAUUUACGCCGAAAUAUGCAACGACGUACCGGCGCCGACACCACCACCGGGUGGAAGCACCGGCCGCCCGCUCGUGCCUCACCACUCCGUGACGAUCAACACCGGGGCUGCAUCGGUGCGAGCGAUCGAGAAACGGUUCGUCAGCAUCCGGAUCAAUGUGCCACCGUGUGACAGUCUCGCUUCUGGCGGUGGUCCGGUGGUAAGCCUCAAUCCGGCCGGCGGUGGCGGCGCGGGUCGCAGCGGUGGAAGCAGCACUAGCAACAGCAGCAGCAGCCGCUGCUCGUCGGCCGUUUCUAGUCCCAUCGAAGACAACAUCUACAACACCAUCAAGUAAAGGACGCCCUGCUGCGCGGUGGCACAUUGGGCAGCUGAAUCCGCUGGAACUAGGAGGGGUAGGACAGUGCCCCAGGGGGGCAGUGUACAAGAGAAGACCUACCUUUCGCGUUGAACAGUUGUUGGAAACGACGACCAAAGUAUUACCGGAAUUUGUGAUAGCGGCAAGUAAGGAACCCUUAACCGAAGUCCCUAGGAACGGAACGACAUUGUAGAUUUAGCAAAGGAGCGACGCGGAAGCGAUCUGUGGUGUUCGCGAGGGGCAGCGCCAG
Anopheles bellator is the source of this 4239-nucleotide messenger RNA. RefSeq lists its product as uncharacterized. Bases 96 to 3968 code for a protein of 1290 amino acids. The transcript is spliced from 6 exons. The record is from RefSeq and is a predicted model, not a curated record. Lineage: Eukaryota; Metazoa; Arthropoda; Insecta; Diptera; Culicidae.